Molecule: messenger RNA, 3499 nt
Organism: Cygnus atratus (black swan)
Lineage: Eukaryota; Metazoa; Chordata; Aves; Anseriformes; Anatidae
Gene: CYTH3
Product: cytohesin 3
Exons: 13
Coding region: 130-1326 (398 amino acids)
Biological process (GO): regulation of ARF protein signal transduction
Molecular function (GO): guanyl-nucleotide exchange factor activity
Source: RefSeq, a predicted model, not a curated record
GGCUGAGGUAGGGCUGGGCGGAGGAGGAGGAGGAAGAGCAGCCGCCGAGAAAGGCGCCAAGCGGGUGGAGCGAGCCCCGGGCCUCCCUCAGCCGCGGCCGUUGCGGAGCGCCCUGCCUGCGGCCCCAACAUGGACGAAGAGGGCGGCGGGGGUGGCGGCGUGCCUGAUGACCUCUCCAUAGAAGAAAGAGAAGAACUUUUAAAUAUUCGUCGCAGGAAAAAAGAACUGAUUGAUGAUAUUGAGAGAUUAAAAUUUGAAAUAGCUGAGGUUAUGACAGAAAUUGAUAACCUGACCAGUGUGGAAGAAAGCAAAACUACACAAAGAAAUAAGCAGAUAGCUAUGGGAAGGAAGAAAUUCAACAUGGACCCUAAGAAGGGAAUACAGUUUCUGAUAGAAAAUGACCUCCUGCAGAACACUGCAGAAGACAUUGCACAGUUCCUUUACAAAGGAGAAGGAUUAAAUAAAACCGUAAUUGGCGAUUACCUCGGUGAAAGAGAUGAAUUUAAUAUUAAAGUUCUUCAGGCUUUUGUUGAACUCCAUGAGUUCGCUGAUCUCAAUCUUGUACAAGCCUUAAGGCAGUUUCUGUGGAGCUUCAGACUCCCAGGAGAGGCUCAAAAAAUUGAUCGUAUGAUGGAAGCUUUUGCUUCACGCUAUUGCCUUUGUAACCCAGGAGUUUUUCAGUCUACAGAUACGUGCUAUGUGCUAUCAUUUGCGAUCAUUAUGUUAAAUACCAGUCUGCACAACCACAACGUAAGAGAUAAACCAACAGUAGAGAGGUUUAUUUCUAUGAAUCGUGGAAUUAAUGAAGGUGGAGACCUUCCAGAAGAAUUGCUACGGAAUUUAUAUGAAAGUAUUAAGAAUGAGCCGUUUAAAAUUCCAGAGGAUGAUGGAAAUGAUCUAACGCAUACAUUUUUUAAUCCAGAUAGAGAAGGUUGGCUGCUGAAAUUAGGGGGAAGAGUAAAAACAUGGAAACGAAGAUGGUUUAUUCUGACUGAUAAUUGCCUGUAUUACUUUGAAUAUACAACAGACAAAGAACCUAGAGGGAUUAUUCCAUUAGAAAACCUUAGCAUAAGAGAAGUUGAAGACCCUAGAAAACCAAACUGCUUUGAGCUCUAUAACCCCAGUCAUAAAGGGCAAGUGAUUAAAGCCUGUAAAACCGAAGCUGAUGGUAGAGUGGUAGAAGGCAACCAUGUAGUGUAUAGAAUAUCUGCUCCCACCCCAGAAGAAAAAGAAGAAUGGAUUAAAUCUAUCAAAGCAAGUAUCAGCAGGGAUCCGUUUUACGAUAUGCUGGCAACAAGGAAACGAAGAAUUGCAAACAAGAAAUAGAACGUGAUCAGCGGCUUGUAUACAUGCAUCAACUUAUAAAUGAGCAUACAGUUGAGUGAUAAUGUAAAAAUUGGACACACUAAGUGAAGACAUUAACUGUAAAUUUUAUAUAUAUAUAUAUAUAUAUAUACUCUACUAUGACAUAAAAACUUGGCAAGACCUUUCAAGGUAAAUAGUUAUUGGCAUAUAAUUUGAAGUAAGCUUCAAAUCCCAGAGGAUGAUUUUGUUGGAACUUUAUUCAACUGAAAACAUGGAAGCCUUGUUUCUGCUUGUGUUAGUUACAGCUCCAGUUUACUUUGGCGGGGAAGGAAUUCCAGGCUAAUAUGCUGUACCUGUUCCUUGAGCUCGUUGUCCAUAAAUGGAGGAGCAAUUGAAAUUAUUUUAAUCUCCAUUAAAUGCAGCACUACACAGUGGAGUCGGGGGCGAUCUAGCACUUAAUUUUUCUGUAAGCAGAAAACCCACAAUCUCAGUAGCAGUUUUUAAAUCUUGUGCAUCUCGCAGUAAAUGACCAGCUGAGUGAAGCUUUCAUUUAGAGUAUGUGCUCCUGCGUUAGAUGGAAAUAGCUUUUCUUCUUCAGAAGUGCAGCUGAGUGGUGGACUGGCAGCUAUGUAGUUAACUAGUUGUGCCAAAGGGUUUGUGUUGAAUACACUGAAAAAUAUGCAGGUCCCAACGGUAAAGGAUUGUCUGUAGGCAUGACACUGAGUACAGAUGUGGUUUGAUAUUUGCCAGUAGGCUAAAACUCAUUCCAGUUUGCUCAUGCACAAUAAGCAGUAAGAUUUAAUGACCGGUUUCAUCUGCUUUUUAUAUAGUAACAUCCUUCUUAUGUUUUAGGUAUGUUGUAGUUAAACUAACACUAAGUUACUACUAAAGGAAUAAGAUGACAGGGCUUGCAUGUGUUGCGUUAGACUUUGCAUGUGAAAACACCCCCUAAUAAUUUCACAUGCAUUUAAUAUUUUUAAAGGGAAAAAACAGGAACGUGUAUUCUUUCUGUAAGAUACAGCCCUAGAUAGUUAAGGCAUCAGCAUUCAUUCCUUUGCUUAAUAGCAAACUUUGAACAUACAGAAAAGUUAAAUAUUUUCAUUACAUUCUUAAAGGCGAUUUUUCAGACUUGUGCUUCAGUCAUUGAAGAAGUGAGUAGACAUCCUUACUUUUACAUAAAGAACAAAAUCUGUAUCUAACAUUGUGUUAUCUAAUGCACCUAAACUCCCACCCCCACAUGUUUUUUUGUAACUUCUGGAAGAUCUUUCUGCAGUCCCACUCUGAUGGUCUUUCAGUAACAUAUAAACUGCCUUGGCAGAUUCUGUUACAGUGCUUUUCUAUUGACAGCGUGCAUGCAUAACACUCAAGGUCAAGCCCCUCAUUUUGCAGUGGGGACAUAGUGUUUGUUUGGAUCCUGCUGCUUCUGUUAGUACUCAUUUUUUUCACAAACUUGUUGAACCUGAGCCGUGCCUACUGUGCCAGCGAAUGCUUUGGUGACCCAGUAUGUUGUCAAAGCAGUUUUGCUUCUUGGAGUUAACAGAAGCAGCUCUGGAUACAUGAUAGGAAAUUAUGCUGCAUUGGGAAAAACAGACGCUUACUAAGUUGAUCUAUUUCAAAUCUCAUUUUAACUUUAAAGGACAGUCACUUUUGUGGUUCCUGUCUUACUAAUUUGCCUUGUUUUGCAUGGAAUGUCAGCCUGUGAAUAUUUCGCUUUAUUGCAUGCUUCAAAAAAAGGCUGAGAGGAAGAGCCUGGAGGAACCUUUUCUAUACUAUAUACUAUUUCUAUACUCCCCGAGCAUGUGGAAUUGUAGGCUACUUGGAUGAAUGUUCAAAUGUGAGUAGGGGAGCAAACCUCAGCCAAAGGAGGUAGAAUCUUUGCUUAACAGUAAGUAUCAACGUGGGGACAUCUUUGCUUAAUGGUAGCCAUUUAAACUCUUUAUAGAAACGAAUUAAGUUGUACAUCUUAUGUUUGGAAAGCAGUAUGGUUACCCAGCUGCUAACCUAAUGACUUGAGUCUUCUGCUCUGCAACUUCAAUUUUUGUUUUCAAUCAGUGCAUACAUCAGUUUUAGCUUUGGACAAGUAGAUUUGUAAUGCAAAUAGUGAUAAACCAGAAUCAGUGGUACUGACGAGUGUAAUGGUGAAAUGCAGCAAAUAAAGUAUUCCUGGAGAAAUGUGAGAUUACAAAAACAGUAA